Messenger RNA from Heterobilharzia americana, 4001 nucleotides. NCBI's taxonomy places the organism in Eukaryota, Metazoa, Platyhelminthes, Trematoda, Strigeidida, Schistosomatidae. The record is from the annotation of a GenBank genome assembly.
GUUGGUUUACACCAACUCGUUAAAAGAUAUUGGACAUUGGAUACUGGAAUACGCGUGUCUUUUAAGGUUGGUAAAUGUGAUAUCAACAAUUUUCAUGGGCAAACGGCGUGGGUGGAGAAAGAAAGAUUGGGGUUUCACUGAUCUUGAUGAUGCAAAUGAUCCAGUCGAAACUAAAGAUCUGAAGGUAGGCUGCUUGACAUCAAAGAAUAAGCGGCGAAUUCGUAGGAAGUUGUUGAAGAAAAUUGAGCAUAAUCAGUUCCUCGAUGUUUGUGACAAGUAUUUAGCUUCAAAGUCGGAAGAGUCUUUCAAGGUUUUGCCAGAUAUUUUGCCACAUUCAUGCAGCAGUGCUGAGCUCCUCAGUCUUCUCAGUUCGUUUGUAAACAGAUACGUCGAUGUAUUUAAUGCCAAGCAAUCGAGAAUUGAACUGUCACAGUUCUACGAUCCUACUGCAUAUCUGACUUUUCAGAUUGCCCCUUAUAUUUGUCAGACUGCUUUGGAAAAAUGCUCUGACAAAAGCUUCAAACCUAAGUACCAACCAUUGUGGAGGGCAUACGAACGUUUCGCUGUUAACAGCCUUCCCGGUGGAUUUCCUCUUCCCUCAUGGGCCUGGUCUGCAGUCAAAGAGGAAUCAAUGCCUCGAAAACUAAGGAGUUCCUCUAACCUGCUGAAACAAGAUCGGAAGCCGCUCAAAGCACUUAAGGGGUAUCAGGCGGGACAUAUACAAAGACUCGUAUCAGUCGCUCGCUCAGCUUCCAGCGCACCAGAUCGCUGGAAUAAAAACAUACCACCCCCACCAAUGUCUCGAACACAUUGUCAGGGAAUCGAUCAAGUCCUGGGUUUACUUUGUCGUUUGCCGAAUCUGGUGCAUAUUAAAGAUGACAAGUACUCACAUUUGGAUGUGAUUUCAUCUGAACCACCAGUAGUAUGUGUGCGGUACUCCUGCAUUGCAGCAGAACAAAUUCCAGAUGACACUCGACCCAGUGACUUGGAAACUGUGUCAGAUCAGUUGCUGGAUAUUGCUCCUUAUGGACGAUAUGCCGUUCGUUUGGUUAGUCGCAUGUUUAUAUUACAUCAUCUUGGCAAAAUUAUACAGGAAGACUUCUGCAUUACUCCAUUGCCAAGUUCUUAUAUCCAGGUGAGCUACACAAGUUUGCUUUGCAACAUAAAUUUAUGAUUUAUGACCCCAUUUUUCCGAAAGUUCAUAUGGUCACCAAAUUUACUGAUCACCUUAGAGUGGUUGGACUGAAUAUGUGUGAAUUUGUAUCUGAAUGACGGAUAUUUGGACUGGAAUUUGGCCUGAAUGGUUGUUUGUCAUCAGAAAAGAUAGGUUACUGCAUCAAUGAGAUGGGUAUUGAGUUAAAAUUAUUUUCCCCGCAUAAAUGAGCGGGAAGUCAUGAGUUUUCAUUUUAGAUAUUCAGUAGACUUUCUAUGGAUUGUCAUUCGUUGUUAGAGACAGCAAACUGAAGUAUAACUUAGCAGACAAACGCAUCAGUACAAGUUGUCGCACUUGACAGCAGCACGCUCGAAAAAGUGUAUCGUCGGAAAACACAAAGUUGAAAAGGUGUAUGAAGGACCGAGAAAUAAUAGGUAGAUACAAAUAUUCAAAAUCUUGAAGAUUACAGAUAAACGCUGCUGUUUUUUUGACGGCAUACCUUCGUUAUCUAUCCGAAUUUGAAUAAGAGACUGUACCAAAAUAUCAGGUUAAAUGUUUAAGAAAAGAAAUCCUUUUGUAACAACCAAAUGUCUUGAACGUAUGUCGACUAGGUAUCAAUUCUCCACCACGUAUUGCAACAGAAAGAAACCACCCGUGGACACUAAGUGCUUGUUAACUUUGAAGCGGCAUUUGAAUUCGUUGAUCUAAAGGUCCUAUGGCAGUGUCUCACUAAGCCAAGCGCAGUUGUAAGCCCAUCAGUCUAUUAAAGAUUGUUUUCGAACACUCGUGGGGCAUGUUAUAGUCAUUUUUUAAGUAUUAGGUGAGUUGUCUACGUCCUGUGCUGUUCGUAAGAGAAUACCCAGUAUCCAGUUUUGUCGUUGUCAAUCAGCAUCAAUAUAAAACCUGACAUUAUUGCAUAACGGUCCAGUUUACCACACCUAUAAACACAACAAGGUAAAAGACAUCAAGUUGAACGAUUAUUAGAUCAGGAAGCAAGUAGUCGAAAGUGGCAGAACAUUGUGAAGACAAAUGAAGAAAUAAAACAGUAAGAUUCUGUAUGACGAUUAGGAUGAUGAUAACCUGCAUGCGUCUGCGCCAUUGAUAUCUGUUCUGAGACAUAUUGCCAAGAAUCUCCAAUUGUCGAUUUCAAUUGUCCUGCAGACUCUAAGGGAAAGUCCAAAGUUUCUUUCACGCUUUGAACCAACAGUCAAGGACUUCAUGGACCGAUGCCAUGUUUUAGUCUGUCAACCUUUUCUCAUACUAAACCUAGACCAACUAGCGCGACGCGUUAUACUAUGACUGAAUGCUGAACACAUGUCGCAACCAUCUGAUUCGGUGGUCUCCAGCAUCAUAAACUGAUUUGCAUCUUCUACCUAAAACCACCCCAAACCUGACUGCUGCGUUGCUGACGCGUUGGUACUGGGACAUAGAGCUAAAGAUAAGGCAACCGGGCCAAACCUACUCAAUCUCAGUUGAAUAUUCUUAAUAGGUUAGCCGAUGGAAUCUGCACAAACACAUAAGGCUUGCUUGACGUUGACCAACUUGCGUCACUUGUUUCACCGGUGGCAUAUGCGGCUACCUACUUAGGCCCAAAUGUACUAUGCAGCAUUUCUCUUCGUGCGUGUGAAACAUGGUCAUAAAAAGGACGGUAAAUGAGUAGGCUUCCGGUGUUUGGUCAAUAUUGUCUUAGUAGCGUUUGUUGUAUGUCGCGAUACCAUUAUGUUAGUAACGCUAAUGGGGGGUAAGAGUGGCAAGUCAGUUUGUGAGGUUGUAAACAUUCAUCGACUGAGGCUACUGGAACAAAUGUUGCACAUGCCUGGUCACUGUCUGCGCCGAUACUUCAUUUUAGCUUAAGUAGAUUUAGGCUGGGGAAAGGUUAGAAAUGAUCAAACUGAAAUUUGACUUUAUUGUAUGAAGUGUCUAACCAUUGAAUUGAGCUAUAUACAGAAAAUUUGAAAUCACGGUUAUUAUCCGCAUGACAACCAACAUUGAAACUCUUGACGAUAAUGGUCAUAAUGUAUCUUGGUGGCACAGAUACAUCCACGCAAUGUUAAUUUUAGUCGUCGUAUUGAAUUUCAUAGUUGCUUCAUUGCUUUUUGAAUUCCUAAGUUUUGAUUACAUCUCUGUUCCUUCAUCUUUUGUCUUUGUUCUGGUAAGUGUGGUAACUGGGUCAGUUCUUUAGUGCAGUGUCGGUAUGUUCUAUGUAAACACUGAUUGAUUACUGUUGUUUAUUUCUCGAAUUUGUGUUGUUUUGUUUUUAUGCUAAUGCUUUUUUGCAAGGUCGACACUUGGAGACAUUUGUCUCUAGUCACGCUUGCAAUAUUAACAUCUGGCCGUUUGAGUCAAGCUGUUUACAGUUUGAUAUAGAGGCCAAGAUAUAUGCUGCUUAAAAUAGGCAUUCGAAUGAACGACAUUCUCUUGGACCUGGCCGAGGAGUGCUACUUUUAUGUGGUGUUCGGGCUUGGAUACCACUAAAGCUUAACAGGCUAUGCUGGAAUGCUCACUGAUUAUUACGGAGGCUGUUUCUAACUUUAUGGCUUCUCAAGCACCAUCCAAUUCAUUAUCAGUUCAAAAAGCAUGUUUUAUUCCUGAUGAAGUUGUCAUUUCAAAAUUAGUUGACCAGUUAUCACUAACAACUGGGAUGAAUAAAGCUUAUUCGUUGCAAUGUUUAACUGAGUGUCAAUUUGACUUGGAUUCUGCAUUGUAUUCAUUUCAAAAGGUGCAUGAGGCUGGGGUUUUGCCUGCUGAGGCUUUUUUACCAAGUUGAUCGUUAACUUGGAAUAUUUUUUACUGUCACAAAGUAGAACUUUAUCCCACAGAUUUUGUAAAUAUAUUUUUUUCAACACAA